AUGCUACCACUCCCUACAUUUUCCGGUUCGAAUAUGGGCACUGGUUUCAUGAACUUCCUAAACGAAUUUUAUGAAAUAAGCCAUAUAAUGGGGAUAAACGAAGCCCAAAUGGCUCGCCUACUCCCAGCCCAUCUUAAGGGAGUGGCAAAAGCAGUUUAUGAAAACCUAUCUGAUGAUGAAAAAGCCGACUGGAGGGUAGCAGUUACGAAGACCAAAGAGCACUUCUCGACAGAUCAGUUUCUAGACUUGGCCAGAGAGAGGAUUAUGUGUAUGAAAAUGGAACCAAAUGAGUCUCCUGUACUAUUCUCUCACAGAAUAAAGAAAGAACUCAUGGAAGCAUAUCUCCAUACCACCUUUGCAGAAAGACGGAACUUUUUACAGGAUAUAAUAUUCACUAAUGGCUUACCUAAUAAAACCAAAGACCAAAUGAAACUCCUCGGUCCCUUACCCACAAACUACGAUACUUUACUUCGCGAUGCAGAACGAAUGUAUGAUAUUAUCAAAACAAGAUCUCUUCCAGAAGAGGAUUUGCUAAUAGCUAAAAUCGAUAGAGCUAUUGAUACUAUAAUUUCUAAUAGAAACCCUGUACUUACUACUACUAGAUCUGGCCGUAGACCUAACCGUGCUUACAAUCCCAAAUCUGAGGCUAGGGAAAACAAUGUCCUGAACGCAUUUAUCGCUUCUUCUUCUGCAUUUUCUCUUAAAUAUCAGCUAUGUGCAGCAGGAAAAUCGGGUUGGCCAAUUGCUUUCCCUGAUCCUCUCUCCAAAUCAUCCCAAGUUUUGAUCACUGGAGCCGAUCUUUAUGUUGAACGGACAGAACCCUUAUUAUUGCCAGCUUAUCAUUGCUUCAAUAAGACUAGGAAAAUAUGCGCAUCCUCAUACUUACAUAUUUCCUUCUCGGUUAACAGUGACGAGGACUUUAUGACUCCUAUAGAUCCUGCUCUUUGCGAAUCAUUAACGCAAACCAAAAAGCAUUUGGAUGUUCCUUUAGAAAAUUCCUUUCUGCAAAUGUGUACGGAUCAGAAUCAAAUCAAAUACUCGUACCCAUGGUUUUUUGGAGAGAAAUGUACAGUCACUACGAACGUGUAUUUUGAGAAACAAUUGCAACUUUCGACGGCAAUCACUUAA
Molecule: messenger RNA, 1128 nt
Organism: Cooperia oncophora
Lineage: Eukaryota; Metazoa; Nematoda; Chromadorea; Rhabditida; Trichostrongylidae
Source: the annotation of a GenBank genome assembly